AUGCAAAAGGCAGUCCCAAAAUACCACCCCGUCGCUACAUCAGCGGCAGCUGAAACGAUUAAAAAACACGAAAAGCCAGCCAAUACUGUACUUUGGGCAGGGUGGUUUUGCCCAUUCACACAGCGCUCAUGGGUUGUCCUCGAAGAGCUUGGUAUCCCUUACCAGUAUAAAGAAGUCAAUCCAUAUCUCAAAGAGGCUUCAUUUCUCGAAAUUUCUCCCAAGGGAUUAACACCUGGACUUCAGGUAGAUGGCAAGCCGCUCCAUGACUCUAUCAUCAUCAAUGAGUUCCUAAACGAGGAAUAUGGAUCAAGUAAACUACUGCCAGAGGAUCCAUACCAACGAACUAUCGCUAGGCUAUGGAUUGACUACAUCAACAAAGAAGUUGUUCCGGCAUUCUUUCGACUAUUGCAAGCUCAGCCAAACGAGCCAGAAAAGCAAUCGUCCGCUCUAAUAGAGUUCAAAAACCUUCUCUCAACUAUCUCUAAAAAGGCCAAAGGCCUAUAUUUCUUUGGCGAUCAAUUCAGUCUCGUUGAUGCUGCUUUAGCUCCCUGGGCCGUGCGAGACUUCAUAGUCAGAGAUUUCAGGCGAUUUGUUCGUGAAGAUGUUCAAGGAUGGAGCGACUGGGCGGCUGCACUGGAGACGAGAGAAAGCGUUGUGCGAACGACGAGUAGUGAGAUGAUUGAAUUCAACGGCACUUUUCUUCGAAACGAACUGCAUAGUUUAGCAGGUCGAGCUGCAGCGGAGGGACAAGCCAUCCCCUAA
Molecule: messenger RNA, 762 nt
Organism: Trichoderma virens Gv29-8
Lineage: Eukaryota; Fungi; Ascomycota; Sordariomycetes; Hypocreales; Hypocreaceae
Exons: 3
Coding region: 1-762 (253 amino acids)
Cellular component (GO): cytoplasm
Molecular function (GO): glutathione transferase activity
Source: RefSeq, a predicted model, not a curated record